Molecule: messenger RNA, 2060 nt
Organism: Stereum hirsutum FP-91666 SS1
Lineage: Eukaryota; Fungi; Basidiomycota; Agaricomycetes; Russulales; Stereaceae
Exons: 2
Coding region: 1-1749 (582 amino acids)
Molecular function (GO): protein binding
Source: RefSeq, a predicted model, not a curated record
AUGUACCGUGUUCUCGCCAUCGCAGAGAUUCUCCGCUGUAUCUUUGAUCUUCUCGGAAAGCAAUCGAACGCUCGUAACGCCCUGGUCUGCAAGGCUUGGUCAUCCAUUGCCCUCGAUUGCGCAUGGCGAAGCGUCGAACCGGGGGUCUUUCGAGCGCUUUGCCCCACGAACAUAAUGGAAUCCCACAACGAGGACGACACUGAAAUUGUGACGUUUACACGCACCCCAUUGACGAGAGAUUGGUUGUCCUUUCUCGUGAACAGCGCACGAGUGCGUAAAUGGCAUGAUUGCACCUUCAACUCUCCGUACCGGCUUUCGCGAGAUGCCGUCAGUGAUAUUGGCAUCACACGCCCCGUAGCCCACAUUUUUCCAAAUCUAUUGGACAUGAAGGUCGGGACGAGUGAGCUUGAGCCAUUCUUCAUGGGUACCUCAGUAAGACGUCUAGCUCUCGUCAUCAGGCAUAGCUCCGACGACAGUCAGGCCAGUGAACUACGGACCAUAUCUGUUCUUAUGAAUGUGGCAGAUCGCAUGCCCCAACUAACGAUGCUGUGGAUCGGUUAUCUCGAUCCAGAUACGCCGAACUACGACAACAAUAUAUCGUAUCUACUUCAGCAUCUUCCGGCCCUCCAAAAACUCAGGAUUUCCGCUCUUUGUCUCGAUGCAGCCAUUGUCAGUGCUCUCGCACAUCACAAGGACCUUCAUACUAUCAAGAUCAAUAAAGGAGAACCCUUCAUGCUCUAUUCGUGUACCCAGGAAACACGGUUCAUGUUUGAUAGCUCGAAACCCCUCCCCGUCGGUGCCUUUCCGUCGAUUCGCACUAUGGAGUUCUCCGCUCCCAAUCUCAAUGAUGCUGCAUCAUUCAUUUUUCAGCCUGAAUUUCCGCUAUACAACCUCAAACGACUUCUUAUCCACACGCGGAUUGUCCCACCAUCUGAGGACGUCGGACGGUUCAUUGAGAGGCUUGCGACUGCUUGCGAUGCGCUAGACGACCUCACACUCGAUUUUCAUGAAUUGCAAUACCGCAGCGGUAUCCAGCUGUCGACCACCGCUUGUCUUGAGUUUCGGCACAUCGCUUCCAUUUCUCUGCUCAAAACUCUUACCUCCCUCAUCAUUCGCCAUCCAUACCCUCUCGAUAUGAACGACGACGACGUGGAGCGACUAGCCGCAGGCUUCCCAAACCUGGAGGUCCUCCAUCUUAAUCCGUACCCCGUCAUACCGACAACGACAGAGGUCACUUGCCUCGCCCUACACCACCUAGCAAGCCAUUGUCCUUACCUCGUCAAUGUCGGUAUAUACCUCGACGGAAAUGUUGCCAUGACUCCAAUUCCUAUACUUCCUCGACGCUUGUCCGUCACGCUGACACUCGGUCAUUCCCCGUUGCCCGUCAGGAGUGACUCUACUAUUCUGCAUUACCCUCAGAUUGCUCGUUACCUCGGGUCAGUCCUUUCUGAGUCGUGCACAUGGGGUUGGAAGAACGACGUCUUCGUUCCCGAACUCCACAAUCGCCGCACAUGGCUUCCCAAUGUGACUCCGCACCACGAUCUCGACGGCUACAAGCGUGGGUGGGAAACGGUAGCGGCAUUGACGAGGAUGAUAUUUGAGGAUAGGUGUCAGAUGCGGGAGAGUGGCCUGGUAGUAGCGCCGGACGAAGAGCUGGAGAUAUGGAAGAGGAAGUUUGUGGCUUUGGAGACGAGAUAUGCUGAGGUGCAGGCGCUAAAAGUGUUGUCCGAGUCGGCGGAAACGAACUGAGCGGCCCUCUGCCUAGUGGCCGCAUUCCCGGCAUACAACGCAUAUGCAACUCCUUGCCUCCUUGUUACCCGUGGCCUGUCGUUGUCUGGACUUUAUUUCUUUUCUUACGCGGCGAUUCGCUCCCAACAGAAUCUCCCUCGCCUGUGCUCUGACGACUUCGAGCUGGCUACUUACCAGUCUCUCUGACAAUUCCACCUCUGCACACCUUAUAAUAUUUUCCUGCUUUCCAGUCGUGUACAAGUACAUAAUUACCGGUCAUUCUCCUCAUAGAAGUUGCGUAGCAGAAGUUUUAAGUGAACAUAAAAGAUGCC